UCAUGACAUUCGACGUGACCUCCGAAAAUCCAGCAUUACAGCAAAUCAAUUUCAAGCACGCCUCGGCAUUAAUCUGACAACCUUCAGCGUCGAUCAAAAAAAUUCAAGUGCUUUUCAUACCGCAGCCAUGCCUUCAGCACGAUACAACACCGCUGUGAAGUAUAUCGAAGCUUUCAACAACCUAGACCUGAAAUCCAUCAUGUCCCUCCGUGCUCCCAAAUGCACCCAUCAAAUGGCACCGGCGUCCCUUGGCUAUGGCGAUCCCAUAACCAAUGAUGUCUACGAAACUUCCAUCAGCCGCUUCGGCCGGUAUAUCUCCGCAUGGCCUGUCGAAAUCAAAGAGGUCACCGAGGACGAGAAAAACAACAGAGUGGUGGUGUGGGCUACUGCUCAGCCCCAAUGGAGAGAAGAGGCCAUGGAUGGACCAAAGGAAGAUUGGGAAAAAGGUGGCGAGUACAUGUUUACCAUGUGUAUGGACGAGAGCGGAGAGAAGUUGGUGAGAGUAGUGGAGUUUCUGGACAGUAAGAGAACGGAAGAAUUGAGAGCGUUGAUCGCUAGGGCUUCGAAGAACCUCGAGAAGAAGGAGUAGAACUUUUGGCACACUUGCCUCGUGGUUCUUACCAACAUCGGUAGCCCUAGUCCAAGAGAAUAAUGAAGCAGUUGUACAAUUUUGAUACUUUGUUGUUGAGAAAUCGUCGGCCACACACUCUGAGUAGUUUGAAUGGUAUGAAGAUAUGUAGAUGAGUCUAGAGUGGAGAUGAGUCCGCUAGCAGGAGCUUCUCCCAAAAUAGCUAUGUACAUUUCCAAGUCAUGCAAGCGAAUCUAAAAUCCAC
Molecule: messenger RNA, 833 nt
Organism: Mollisia scopiformis
Lineage: Eukaryota; Fungi; Ascomycota; Leotiomycetes; Helotiales; Mollisiaceae
Exons: 1
Coding region: 128-589 (153 amino acids)
Source: RefSeq, a predicted model, not a curated record